Messenger RNA from Penicillium canescens, 804 nucleotides. Its product is annotated as SDR family NAD(P)-dependent oxidoreductase. Bases 1 to 804 code for a protein of 267 amino acids. The transcript has a single exon. The record is from RefSeq and is a predicted model, not a curated record. Lineage: Eukaryota; Fungi; Ascomycota; Eurotiomycetes; Eurotiales; Aspergillaceae. Gene Ontology annotation, molecular function: oxidoreductase activity, acting on the CH-OH group of donors, NAD or NADP as acceptor.
AUGUUGUCUCUCAAAGGGAAAGUGGCCCUGAUCACCGGCCUCGGCCAGAGCCAGCCAGAAGGAUGGGGAAUUGGAACCGCAACUGCAGUGCUACUUGCGCGACAAGGCGCACAAAUAUUCGGUGGUAACCGUACUUUGUCUUCUACCGUUACCACCAAAAACACCAUCGAGGCCGAGGGUGGAACAUGUACUGUAGUGGAGACAGAUGUGACAUCGACUACCUCGACAAAAGCUCUUGUGGAUGCAUGUCUCGCCAAGCAUGGACGCAUCGACAUUCUCAUCAAUAACGUCGGAAGAUCUGAGCCAGGAUGUCCUGCGACGAUGGCAGAGGAGGUCUGGGAUUCUCAGGUUGAUAUCAAUUUGAAGAGCGUUUAUUUGAUGUGUCACCAUGUUUUGCCAAUCAUGGAGAAGCAGAGCAGUGGCGCUGUUGUGAGCGUUGCCAGUAUCGCUGGCUUGAGGUAUAUUGGAAAGCCUCAAGUUGGGUACUCUGCCACAAAGGCUGCCAUUAUUCAGUUGAUGAAAGCCACUGCUGUCAUCUAUGCGAAUAAGGGUGUUCGUCUGAAUACUGUUGUUCCUGGGCUCAUGGACACACCGUAUUCGAAAGGCUUGGUUUCCAGAUACUCUGAAGGUGGAGUGGACGCUUAUAUGCAAAUGCGAAAUGCACAGGUCCCAAUGGGGAAGAUGGGGGAUGCAUGGGAUGUGGCUAAUGCCACGUUGUUUCUCGUCAGCGAUGAAGCAAAGUACAUUACUGGUCAGGAGCUUGUUGUGGAUGGUGGCAUCACAUCUUCGACGGGAAGAGUAUAA